AUGAAAACUUUCUCGACCAGGAUCACUAAUUAUGAGCUGCAUGAUUGUAUCGAUUUUGACAAGUUUAUAGAAAUUAAUAGUGGUGGUUCAGGCGUUAUUUAUAAAUCUGAAUGUAAAUGUUGUAAAAUCACAAGAGCCCUUAAACGCUUAAGGGAUAGUACACAAAAUCAAAAUUUCAACAGUGAG
Molecule: messenger RNA, 186 nt
Organism: Racocetra fulgida
Lineage: Eukaryota; Fungi; Glomeromycota; Glomeromycetes; Diversisporales; Gigasporaceae
Source: the annotation of a GenBank genome assembly